UCCAAGGUUUUAUAAGUUUAUUUUAAUGUUUCAGUGCAAGUUCAGUUUGAAUAGAAUUUGUUAAGAUGUCACCUGCAGAAAUCCUGAUGUCUCUGUCUGACUUGUUUAAACACAGUCACCUGAUCAUAAACUCCUCCCUCUUACAGCUCUUACCAGGAAGAGACUGACGUGUUAUUUCUGCUUUCUGUCACAUUUACUCUCUUCUCUACUGACAAAACCGAUAAAGAAUCAGCCGUCAGUGAAGAACCAAGAGAAACACUUUACAGAAGGAUCUUUGUGAAGUUUGUUUCUGAAUAGACAGCAGAUCUUUGUGAUUCUCGUGGUGAUUCAUCUUUCAAACUGUUGUUCAGAAAGUGAAAGUAAAGUUUAGAUUGCUGGAGCUCAAAGAGUGGAAAUGACUUCUCUAUCUGAAUAUGAUUUUUCUUGUCCUGUAUGUCAUGAAAUCUUCAAGAAUCCUGUUGUUUUAUCAUGUAGUCACAGUUUCUGUAAAGAGUGUCUUCAACAGUUCUGGAGAACCAAGAAAACCCAGGAGUGUCCCGUCUGCAGAAGAUCCUCAAGAGAACAGGCUCCGUGUAAUCUAGUGUUAAAAAACUUGUGUGAGUCGUUCCUGAAGGAGAGAAAUGAGAGGCGUUCAUCAGGAUCUGAGGAGAUCUGCAGUUUACACAGUGAGAAACUCAAACUCUUCUGUCUGGAGGACAAACAGCUGGUGUGUGUAGUGUGUGUUAAUUCACAGAAACACGUCAAUCACACAUUCAGACCCACUGAUGAAGUUAUUCCUUCAUAUAAGGAGGAGCUCAAUACAGCACUGAAAUCAUUACAAGAGAAACUUCAACACAAUGAAAAAAUGAAAGGAGAGUUUGAGAAAACAUUUGAACACAUCAAGUCUCAAGCUGAGCACACAGAGCGUCAGAUUAAACAGCAGUUUGAGAAGCUUCAUCAGUUUCUCAGAGAUGAAGAAGAAGCUACAAUCACUGCACUGAGGGAGGAAGAGGAGCAGAAGAAGCAGAUGAUGAAGGAGAAGCUGGAGGAGAUGAACAGACACAUCUCAGCUCUUUCACACACAAUCAAAGACAUGGAGGAGAUGAUGAAAGCCAGUGACGUCUGCUUUCUGAAGGAGUUUCCAGUCUCAAUGGAAAGAGUCCAGAUCUCAUCACAGCCGGAUCCACAGACGCCUUCUGGAGCUUUGAUUCAUGUGCCACGUUACUUGGGCAACCUGCCCUUCAGAGUCUGGAAGAAGAUGCAGGACAUCGUCCAGAACAGUGAGUCUGACUGCAGAAGAUACACACACACUGGAAAUGAUGCAAUAUUGACAGAUUUCAGCAUUAUGUGUGAAGAACCAGAUCAUCUACUGCACCAAAAUCAGCAGCUCACUUUAGAAAGGGGUGUAAAAAGUACUCAAAAAUUAAACUCAAGUUAAAGUAGAGAUACUAAAAAGUACAAGUAAAUGGCCAAAAACAUACUUGAAUAAAAGUAAAAAUAAAAAAGUUUUAAAUUGAA
Molecule: messenger RNA, 1497 nt
Organism: Onychostoma macrolepis
Lineage: Eukaryota; Metazoa; Chordata; Actinopteri; Cypriniformes; Cyprinidae
Product: E3 ubiquitin-protein ligase TRIM35-like
Exons: 5
Coding region: 395-1417 (340 amino acids)
Molecular function (GO): zinc ion binding
Source: RefSeq, a predicted model, not a curated record